CUUGCAUCAUCGGUCGGUGGAGCAAGGCCUGGAAGGAAACUGGCUGCUGGGAUGGACGGCAUGCCGACAGCGUUGUGGUGGGGCCAUGCCAGCGCUUCAUCCGCCUGCGAGGGAACAGAUUUCUGUGGAUCGGCCUGGAGAGCGAUCCUCGAGUUUGUUGCAUGUUGCGAGCGGGUAGAGCUGCAAGCCUCGUGCUCGCACCACGACAUCGGCGGCGGGGUGGAGAGCAAGCCAUCGACUAUAUGAACUAGCUCCUGCGCUGCCACACCUUCUCCGUUCUGGCAUCCUCUUACAUUCCCGUUCCUCUUGUUUGCCUCGUACGCUCGCAGUCGACAGACUAAGAUCAUCUCUGUCGCCCAUCAAGAGUUGCGCACCUUGGUAUAUGUGAAAUCCGUAGUAGAAUUGCAAAGCCAUGGCGGACAUUGAUGUGGAAGAGACGCUGAGGAAGCUGUCUGUAUCAGAGAAGGUUGACCUUCUGGCAGGCAUUGACUUUUGGCACACAAAGGCGCUGCCCAAGCACGGCAUUCCGUCGUUGCGCUUCACCGAUGGUCCCAAUGGCGUGCGUGGAACCAAGUUCUUCAUGGGGACCAAGGCGGCCUGCUUCCCGUGCGGCACCGCACUGGGCUCAACAUUCAAUCUGGACCUCCCACGUGAAGCCCGGGAGGAGGCGAAGCUCAAGGGUACCCAUGUGAUCCUCGGCCCGACCAUCAACAUGCAGCGGUCGCCUCUGGGCGGCCGCGGCUUCGAGUCGCUCGGAGAGGAUCCGUUCCUGGCUGGCCUCGGAGCUGCCGCCCUCAUCAACGGCAUCCAGUCCACCGGCAUCCAGGCCACGGUGAAACACUUUGUCUGCAACGACCACGAGCACCGACGCAAGGCGGUGCAGGCUAUCAUCACGGAGCGGGCCCUGCGUGAAAUCUACGCGCUUCCCUUCCAGCUGGUGGUGCGGGACUCGCAGCCUGGCUCCUUCAUGACAUCGUACAACGGCGUGAACGGCAUCUACUGCAGCGGGCAAGGCAGAGUUAAGAGUAGUCACGUAUAG
This is a messenger RNA of Microdochium trichocladiopsis, 1039 nucleotides long. RefSeq names its product glycoside hydrolase superfamily. The transcript has 3 exons. Gene Ontology annotation, molecular function: beta-glucosidase activity. Gene Ontology annotation, biological process: glucan catabolic process. Lineage: Eukaryota; Fungi; Ascomycota; Sordariomycetes; Xylariales; Microdochiaceae. Bases 413 to 1039 code for a protein of 208 amino acids. The record is from RefSeq and is a predicted model, not a curated record.